AGCCAAAAUCAUUCUGAAUUUCUUGAUAGUUUACAUCCACUAAAUGAAUACUCCAACUCAAUCUUUCGCAGCUAAGGCUGCUAUAUUUUCUCUUCUUCUGCUUUCAUGCAUGCAAUGCCAUGCACAACUUUCCGCGACGUUCUAUGAUAAUACUUGCCCUAAUGCACUCAACACGAUUCGUACCAGCGUCAGGCAAGCUAUUUCAAGUGAACGUCGCAUGGCUGCUUCGCUCAUUCGCCUUCACUUUCAUGACUGCUUUGUUCAGGGCUGUGAUGCUUCGAUCUUACUUGAUGAGACUCCUUCAAUCGAAAGUGAGAAGACUGCGUUGCCAAAUCUUGGGUCAGCAAGAGGUUUUGGAAUCAUAGAAGAUGCAAAGAGAGAGGUGGAAAAGAUUUGUCCCGGGGUGGUUUCAUGUGCUGACAUCCUAACUGUUGCAGCUCGCGAUGCAUCAGCUGCUGUAGGGGGUCCAUCAUGGACAGUGAAACUCGGAAGAAGAGAUUCAACAACUGCAAGUAAGACACUUGCUGAAACUGAUCUCCCCGGUCCUUUUGAUCCUCUUAAUAGGCUUAUUUCUAGCUUUGCAAGCAAAGGACUUAGCACAAGAGAUAUGGUCGCUUUGUCAGGGGCUCACACAAUAGGCCAAGCACAAUGUUUCCUUUUUCGUGAUCGGAUUUAUAGCAAUGGAACAGACAUUGAUGCUGGAUUUGCAAGCACUAGAAGACGUCAAUGUCCUCAAGAAGGAGAGAAUGGAAAUCUAGCACCACUUGAUUUGGUUACACCAAAUCAAUUCGAUAACAAUUACUUCAAAAAUCUCAUCCAAAAGAAAGGUCUUCUUCAAUCAGAUCAAGUUCUUUUCAAUGGAGGAUCAACAGACAAUAUUGUUUCUGAAUAUAGUAACAGUGCUCGAGCUUUCUCGUCAGACUUUGCUGCUGCUAUGAUCAAAAUGGGAGAUAUUAGUCCCCUAAGUGGUCAAAAUGGGAUCAUAAGAAAAGUUUGUGGCAGUGUCAACUAGUUCUUAAAUUCCACACUGUUUCUAUGAUUGGUUUUGUAUUAAUAAAGUAUAUUUGUAUGUUUGAUGAACUGAAGUGUAAUCUCAUUCAUUCUAUUUGUUUCUUUGAUAUGUAAA
Nicotiana tabacum (common tobacco) is the source of this 1126-nucleotide messenger RNA. Its product is annotated as lignin-forming anionic peroxidase. The record is from RefSeq and is a predicted model, not a curated record. NCBI's taxonomy places the organism in Eukaryota, Viridiplantae, Streptophyta, Magnoliopsida, Solanales, Solanaceae. Gene Ontology annotation, biological process: response to oxidative stress; hydrogen peroxide catabolic process. Gene Ontology annotation, molecular function: heme binding; peroxidase activity.